Messenger RNA from Anopheles moucheti, 1238 nucleotides. It is a transcript of the gene Cdk2, whose product is annotated as cyclin-dependent kinase 2. The record is from RefSeq and is a predicted model, not a curated record. Gene Ontology annotation, cellular component: nucleus; cytoplasm; cyclin-dependent protein kinase holoenzyme complex. The transcript is spliced from 2 exons. Gene Ontology annotation, molecular function: ATP binding; cyclin binding; cyclin-dependent protein serine/threonine kinase activity. Lineage: Eukaryota; Metazoa; Arthropoda; Insecta; Diptera; Culicidae. The coding region runs from base 64 to 993 and encodes 309 amino acids. Gene Ontology annotation, biological process: regulation of G2/M transition of mitotic cell cycle; regulation of gene expression; protein phosphorylation.
CUGUUACAUGCGCGUAUUGAUUGGUAAAUUUUCGAAUAAAUUGGUUAUCUUUUCCAUAGUGUAAUGCUACUAAAAUACACUUCGGAGGAAGUACAAAGGAUGCAACGCGUAGGAGUGUAUGAUCGGGUGGACAAAAUUGGUGAAGGUACAUACGGUGUCGUAUACAAAGCGAAAGAUAUUCGAAACCAGAAGAAUGUCGCACUGAAACGCAUACGACUUGAAAGCGAAACUGAAGGUAUACCGUCAACGGCCAUGCGCGAAAUCUCACUGCUGCGCGAUCUGAAGCAUCACUCAAUAGUGGAAUUGAUCGAUGUAAUUAUCUCAGAAAACAGCAUUUACAUGGUGUUCGAGUAUCUAGACAUGGAUUUAAAGAAAAUGCUGGAUCGCCACAAGAGCAGUUUUACCUCAAUGCUUGUAAAAAGCUAUAUGCAUCAAAUGCUGGACGCUAUCGCGUAUUGUCAUUUGAAUCGAAUCCUUCACCGCGAUCUUAAGCCGCAAAAUUUACUCAUCGAUCGGGAAGGUCAUAUAAAGCUGGCCGACUUUGGAUUAGCGCGAGCAGUCAAUCUUCCUAUAAGAAUAUAUACGCACGAGGUGGUCACCUUGUGGUAUCGGGCACCGGAAAUAUUGCUUGGAACCAAGUUUUACUGUGUGGGCGUUGACACUUGGAGUUUGGGUUGUAUUUUUGCUGAAAUGAUUCUGAAACGACCACUCUUUCCUGGGGACAGUGAGAUUGAUCAACUGUUCAAAAUAUUUCGGCAAAUGGGAACACCGGAUGAAUCAAGAUGGCCCGGCGUUUCACAUCUAUCGGAUUACAAAGAAUCAUUUCCUUAUUGGGAAGCGCAACCCCUGCCGAAUGAAAUGCAGCAUGACCUCGACGCACAUACGCUGUUUUGUGAACUGAUGCAUUAUGAUCCUACAAAACGGCUUGCUCCGAAAAGUGCCAUGAUGCACCCGUAUUUUGAUAAUGUUUGUUUGGUACCGCCAGAACUAUAAGCUUCUUGUAGCGAUUAUUGACUGUUUUAACAUUGCUUGCUUGCAGAACAUUGCAACACAUGAUCUCACAGUUUCGACUUCGUAUUUGAAAUCAUUCUGGUGUAUAGUGUCGCAGAUGGGUUUGAAUUACCAUAUUGGGACUGAUCAAAAAUGAUACUUGACCCUUGACCACUGAUGUACCAUAACACCAGAGAGCAAUGAAUUUCAAUUUUGGUAGAUAAUACGUUUGGAUAGCAACUGUUAUC